AUGCAAAUGCACGCUAUGAACCAAUACCGAGGAUUUGGAGGUCCACCUCAACCCCAAAGACAAGGCGGCCGUCGGGGCAAUAAUCGAGGCGGAUUCCGCAAUUCCCGCUUUGAGCAUAAUCAAAACCAGCGAGGGCAUAACUUCCACGGAGGUCAACGUCCCCACAUUGAGCCUGUAAAACAAGGGCCCCAAAAUGAACCGCCACCACAGCAACCACAACCGCAACCUCAGCAGGAGAAGAAAGAAUCCUCUCCUCAACAGAAUCCACAGACUCCACAACAGCAAGCUCCAAAGCCCCAGCCACCUCAACAAAAGCCGUUGCAACAGCAACCAACUCAAAAGCCACCUCAAAAUCCAGCACAACCUCAACAGACGCCAUCUCAACCGCCAGUUAAACCUGAGUCUCAAGACCAUGUUGAUAAAGCUGCUCCGGAACAGAGACCUCAAAACCAAAAUCAAAACCAGGGUCCUUAUCAAAAGGGUCAAAUAGCUAGACUGAUGGACAUUAAGCAGGAGCAAGGUCCCAAUAAUGUCAAUGGCAACUUUGGUGCUAACAAACAGGGUGGUUGGAGUCAGGGAGGGCAGGGUAAUAAGCCAGGGGGUAAUUUUGGUCCAAAAGGCGGUAAUUUUGGUCCGAAACAACAACAAGGGCAGGGCCCAGCUCGUAACCAGCAGAGGAAUAACAUGGGCCGUGGACCUCAAGAUGGAGGGAAGCCACAACAAAGAGAAUUCUCACAGGAACAAAUGCUUGCUAAUAAACUCAAAGAUCUGGUGGGCCCAUUGAAUGACAUACCUCCUAUUGAACAACCGGAGGUCAAAUUUAAUGGCAGAAGUCGUUUAUAUAUUGGUAAUCUUACAAACGAUGUUACCGAAGAGGAAAUAUUAAACAUGUUUGGUCAGUUUGGUGAGACAGCUGAACUGUUUUUGAACAAAGAGAAGAACUUUGGAUUUAUAAAAAUGGAUUAUAGAGUGAAUGCUGAAAAAGCUAAACGUGAGAUUGACGGCAGAAUGAGAAAUGGCAGAAACAUCAGAGUAAGAUUUGCACCACACAACAGUGCCGUGCGCGUUAAGAACCUGCCGCCGUUUGUAUCGAAUGAGUUACUGUACAAGGCAUUUGAAAUAUUUGGCAAGAUUGAGAGAGCCUAUGUCAAAGUUGAUGACAGAGGAAAAACUCUUGGUGAGGGCAUUGUAGAGUUCGCCAGAAAGCCCAGUGCAUUAGGCGCCAUCCGUAACUGCACUGAAAGAUGCUUCUUUUUAACUUCAUCUUUGCGUCCCGUCAUUGUGGAGAGUUUGGAGGAACCUGAUGAAUUUGAUGGCUAUCCUGAGAAGAAUUUACCAAAGAAACAUCCAGAAUUCUUACGCGCCAGAGAAAUGGGCCCACGCUUCUCCGAGCCUGGUAGUUUCGAGCAUGAGUAUGGUACCAGGUGGAAGCAACUCCAUGAACUACACAGACAGAAGGAGGAGGCUCUGAAGAAGGAACUGGCUGCCGAGGAGGAGAAGCUUGAAGCACAGAUGGAGUAUGCUAAAUACGAACAUGAGACGGAGCUGCUCCGCGAACAGCUGCGGCAGAGGGAGCAGGACCGAGAGAGGCAGAAGAGGAGCUGGGAGAUGGCGGAGAGGGCCGCGGACGAGAGGAGGGAGGCGGAGCGGGCGCAGCUGUUGAGGCAGGAGGAGGAGCUCAGCAACCGGAUGAGGCUGCAGGACGACGAGCUGCGGAGGAGGCAGCAGGAGAACACGCUGUUUGUACAGGCUCAGAGGUUGAAUUCGAUGCUGGAUCGUCAAGAGCAAGGCAUGUUCGACCACCAGCAGCCUAUGGAUGGAGGCUUCAGAGAGCAGUUCGACAUGCCACGUGGAGGGUAUGAGGAGAUGGCACAGAAUCGCGGUUGGGACGGACCGCGCCAAAUGGAUGAUUUUCCUAAUAAAAGACGUCGAUUCUAA
Molecule: messenger RNA, 1938 nt
Organism: Danaus chrysippus (African queen)
Lineage: Eukaryota; Metazoa; Arthropoda; Insecta; Lepidoptera; Nymphalidae
Source: the annotation of a GenBank genome assembly